Molecule: messenger RNA, 2298 nt
Organism: Coccinella septempunctata (seven-spotted ladybird)
Lineage: Eukaryota; Metazoa; Arthropoda; Insecta; Coleoptera; Coccinellidae
Product: protein white-like
Exons: 13
Coding region: 168-2201 (677 amino acids)
Cellular component (GO): plasma membrane
Molecular function (GO): ATP hydrolysis activity; ABC-type transporter activity; ATP binding
Source: RefSeq, a predicted model, not a curated record
UCUAUUCGUUGCGUGGAAUAUGGUCAUCAGAAAUAUAAUAUGUAAAUAUGUAACAUAUGUUCAGUUCUCAGAUACCUCUUUUAAUUCUUUGUAGGUGUAUUGUUUUGUUUUACUUAUAAUAAAUUAAGUACUUGAAAGUAAUUGGAAUUUUAUUGGAAUCUGCCAUAAUGGAGACCGACGAUAAUUUGAAUACAAUAAGCAGCAAUGGCUCGAGUACUAAGGUGUCUGAAACCAGUGGAAGUAGUGGUGAAUAUGCUUAUGAAAUUUCGGAUUUCGCAUUGAAAACGUGGAAAACAAAUUCCGACGAAGGAGAUCCAACUGGCCAAGUUCCGGAAGACAAUCAAAUAGCAUUAUCCUGGUGCCAUAUAAACGUUUAUGGUAGCCGGAUAUCAGCUAAUCACAGCACCAAUGUUUUGUCAGCGAUAACAAGAAAUGAAACGAAAGAAAAAUCACACAUAUUGAAAGAUGUGAGUGGCUCGGCAAAAGCAGGUGAAUUUCUGGUGAUUAUGGGUUCCAGUGGAGCUGGCAAAACUACCCUCCUUAACUGUCUUACAUUCAGGAACCUUAAAGGUCUGGAGAUAUCUGGUUUAGUUUGUAUGAACAAUGUGCCUACUACCCAAGCCCAACUAGCAGCGAAUUCGGCUUAUGUACAACAAGAUGAUCUCUUCAUUGGCUACUUAACAGUUAAAGAACAACUCUUGUUUCAGUCUUUGGUGAGAAUGGAUGCAGAAUACACUAUGGAGGAAAGAAAACAGCGUGUUGAAGAAGUAAUGAUCGAGCUAGCCCUAAAAAAAUGUGAAAAUUGCCAAAUUGGUGUACCAGGAAUAGUAAAAGGUAUAUCUGGAGGGGAACGAAAAAGACUGGCCUUAGCUGGGGAAUUCCUAACAAAUCCGUCAAUUCUAUUUUGUGAUGAACCAACUACUGGACUAGAUUCCUUCAUGUCCCUCAAUGUCGUUCAGUUAUUGAAAGACAUAUCCAGAACUGGUCGUACAGUUAUUUCGACUAUACAUCAGCCUUCUUCUGAAUUAUUCCUGCUUUUCGACAAAUUAUGUUUGAUGGCACAAGGAAGAACAGCUUUUUUGGGCACCACAACGGAGGCGGAGACUUUUUUCACUAAACUAUCCGCCCCUUGUCCUUUGAACUUCAAUCCGGCCGAUCAUUACAUUCAAAUAUUAUCUAUCAUACCUGGGUGUGAAGAAAAUUGUAAAAGAUCUAUCAAAUCUAUUUGUGAUGCCUUCGAGUCAUCUAGCUUAGGUAUACAAAUACGAAAGUCAGCAAAAAAAAUUGUGAAAGAUGCGGAAAAAAUCGAUGAACCUUGGAUACAUAAAGAAGGUCUUUUGAAUCCUUACAGGGUUGGAUGGUUACCACAGUUUUGGGCCUUGUUAUGGCGCAGUUGGUUAUCUGUAAUAAAAAAUCCAGCAGCUACCAAAAGGAGAUUUGUCUUAGUUUUCAUAGAGACUCUUAUCAUAACAAUAAUUUACUUCGGCCAAAAAUUGAACCAGAGCGGCAUAGUUAAUUUGGAUGGUGUAUUCUUUUAUCUCCUGGUCAGUACAUCUUACCAGAAUGUAUUUGGAGUUGUGAAUACACUUUGCGGGGAGAUUCCUCUAUUCGUUAAAGAGCAUAAAGAUGGAAUGUACAGGACCGAUGUUUACUAUUUGACUAAAGUAAUAACCGUCAUACCUGUUUCCGUUUUUUUGGCUUGCUUGAAUACCACUAUGUGCUAUUAUGCUGUUGGUCUUAAUCCAGAAGUCGACCGAUACCUGACGGCUGUUUGUCUCACUAUAUUAGUCUGCUUAUGUGGCCAAGGUCUUGGGUUUAUCAUAUCCACUGUAUCCCCAUCGUUCGAGUUAGCUCCUCCAAUCGUAAGCAUCGUUGUGUCGCCAUUACUGAUGCUUGGAGGAAUAUUUUUGAAUUUCAGAUCGAUACCAGGAUAUCUUCAAUGGUUAUCUGAUUUGUCUUGGUUCAAAUUCGCGUUUGAGGCCUAUAUGAUAAACCAAUGGUCUAAUGUUGCUCAUAUUGAAUGCCAUCAAAAUUCGAGUGCCAAUUCAAUAUGUCUGACAAAUGGUAUCGACGUACUACAUAAGCAGUUCAUCAGUUUGGGAGAAUUCUGGCCAGCCAUCUCUGCACUAAUUUUUCUAGCCCUUAUGUUUCGAGUUGUCGGAUUCUUCAUUCUUCUCUUCAGGGUAUCAAACGAUGAGUAAUAGUGAAGUCUUCAUUCAUUAAACGUUCCCAUCAUGAAUUUGUUCAUGUCCAUGCUUCAAUAUAAUAUGCAUUAUAACUCAGUAAAUACUUACACAC